This is a messenger RNA of Drosophila busckii, 2422 nucleotides long. It is a transcript of the gene Taf5, whose product is annotated as transcription initiation factor TFIID subunit 5. Gene Ontology annotation, cellular component: transcription factor TFIID complex. The record is from RefSeq and is a predicted model, not a curated record. Bases 54 to 2168 code for a protein of 704 amino acids. Gene Ontology annotation, molecular function: RNA polymerase II general transcription initiation factor activity; protein binding. The transcript has a single exon. NCBI's taxonomy places the organism in Eukaryota, Metazoa, Arthropoda, Insecta, Diptera, Drosophilidae. Gene Ontology annotation, biological process: transcription initiation at RNA polymerase II promoter.
ACACUUGAUAUUUGAUAAAACAAAUUAAAAAAGUUUGUUUAAGUGUACAAAUUAUGAGUUUAGACAUAACGAACGUAAAUGGCGGCCACGAGAUUGCGCCACCCACGCAAAAUAAAAAAGAGCUGCUUUGCCUGCUCAAGCUACUUAAGAAAUACCAUCUAAAGGGCACCGAGGAACAACUGUGCCAGGAGGCAAAUGUAAGCAGCGCCGAAUUAUCUGGAAUCUGUGAAGGUGAAGUUAAGGCGGUACUGAGUGCAGUGCUAUCUUUAGGUGGAUCCGAACAUGAACGCACACAAACACAUGGAUCAUAUGGGGCGGAAUCUAAAGCGGCAACGGAAGCAAAUGCCGCGGAGGCGUUGGCAAAAUUUAUUGGUGACGAUGAUUUUGAUGCACAGCAGUAUGAACAGGCUUACGAGGAACUGCGAACAUUUGUUGAAGAAUCGCUGGACAUAUACAAGCACGAGUUAUCAAUGGUGCUUUAUCCCAUAUUGGUGCAGAUAUACUUUAAAAUGCUGGCCAGCGGUCAAGUGGACAAAGCACGCGCUUUUAUAGAAAAAUAUAAAUCGGAUUUAGAUGGUUACUAUAUAGAGGGCCUGUUCAAUCUUCUGCUUAUAUCCAAACCAGAGGAGUUGCUCGACAAUGAUCUGGUAGCGGCCAUGGAAACGGACAAAUUUGUUAUACGCAUGUCUAGGGAUGCCCACUCUCUGUUCAAGCGCCAUAUACAGGACCGCCGGCAAGAGCUCGUGGCCGACAUAGUGGCCAAGUAUCUGCACUUUGAUACCUAUGAAGGCAUGGCGCGCAACAAGUUGCAGUGCGUAGCAACCGCGGGAUCGCAUACGGGUGACGCCAAGCGACAGGAUAACAAAAUACGUGUUUACUAUGGCUUGCUCAAAGAGGUGGACUUUCAGACGUUGACCACGCCAGCGCCUGCGCCCGAGGAGGAGGAUGAUGAUCCAGAUGCACCGGAUCGACCCAAGAAAAAGAAACCUAAAAAGGAUCCGCUGCUAUCGAAAAAAUCUAAAUCGGAUCCCAAUGCGCCUGCCAUUGAUCGCAUACCGUUGCCCGAGCUCAAGGACACGGAUAAGCUGCUCAAGUUAAAAGCCUUACGUGAGUCAACCAAGCGACUACCGUUGAACAAGGAUCAGCUGCCAUCCGCCGUCUUCUAUACCGUACUCAACUCUAUGCAAGGCGUGACAUGCGCGGAAAUUUCCGAUGAUUCUACUAUGUUGGCUUGCGGGUUCGGUGACUCUACCGUGCGCAUUUGGUCACUGACGCCAGCCAAGCUGCGUGCACUCAAGGAUGCGGAUGCGUUGCGUGAACUAGACAAGGAGUCAGCGGACAUCAAUGCACGCAUGCUGGACGAGCGCAGCGGUGAGAUGACGCGCUCUUUUUUGGGCCACACUGGACCAGUUUAUCGUUGUGCGUUUGCCCCGGAGAUGAAUCUGCUGUUGUCCUGCUCCGAGGACACCACCAUACGCCUGUGGUCCCUGCUCACUUGGUCGUGUGUGGUUACCUAUCGUGGUCAUUUAUAUCCUGUGUGGGAUGUGCGCUUUGCGCCACAUGGCUAUUACUUUGUCUCCUGCUCCUAUGACAAAACUGCACGACUUUGGGCCACUGACUCUAAUCAGGCGUUGCGUGUAUUUGUUGGCCAUUUGAGCGAUGUGGACUGCGUACAGUUUCAUCCCAAUUCAAAUUAUGUAGCCACUGGCUCUAGUGAUCGCACUGUGCGACUGUGGGAUGUGCUCACUGGACAAUCGGUGCGUUUAAUGACCGGACACAAGGGCACGGUAAGCUCGCUGGCAUUCUCAGCUUGUGGUCGGUACUUGGCCUCGGGUGCUGUGGAUCACAAUAUUAUUGUAUGGGAUCUGUCAAAUGGAUCGCUGGUCACCACCUUGCUGCGGCACACUAGCACCGUAUCCACCAUUACCUUCAGUCGCGAUGGCACGCUGCUCGCUGCUGCUGGCCUGGAUAACAAUCUAACGCUUUGGGACUUUCACAAACUCACCGAUGACUACUUAAGCAAUCAAAUAACGGUAUCGCAUCAUCAGGACGAAAAUGACGAGGAUGUCUAUCUGCUGCGGACAUUUCCUAGUAAAAACUCACCGUUUGUCGCUUUACACUUUACGCGUCGAAAUCUGCUCAUGUGCGUGGGCUUGUUUAAGAGUUAGAUCUGAUCAGCAUACUAACUUUAGUUAUAGUUAUAGUUUACAGAUAGCAUAAGUUCAAAAUGUGCGAUUGUUAGAGUCACUUGCCCCUUUGCCGAUUUGUACAAUAUUUUUUAAAAGCUAGCAUUAAGUUGUAUUACUUUUUAAGCAAAAAGUGUAAUCAAGCUGCAAAUUUUCAUUGUCUUGUCGAUAUAUAAGCCGCAAAAGUUCAAUAUUGAUUGAUGAAAAAUUUUUAAAACGUUAUCAAUUUGCUUUGC